Oncorhynchus gorbuscha (pink salmon) is the source of this 2707-nucleotide messenger RNA. It is a transcript of the gene b4gat1, whose product is annotated as beta-1,4-glucuronyltransferase 1. The record is from RefSeq and is a predicted model, not a curated record. Gene Ontology annotation, molecular function: glucuronosyltransferase activity. Lineage: Eukaryota; Metazoa; Chordata; Actinopteri; Salmoniformes; Salmonidae. Bases 342 to 1640 code for a protein of 432 amino acids. The transcript is spliced from 2 exons.
UCGCUGAUAAACCCCAUCGAAGAAGAAUAACACGUCCUAACGUCUUGUUGAUGUUCCUGAAACGCUAUGAGAUAGACAGAACCGCAAAGCAUCAGAUAUGAAGGAGGCACGUACAAUGAUUUCACGAUCUAAAAUCGAACCCUGUGGCAGCACUGCGUGGUGUCAACGACACGAGAUAUUCGAGCUCCCCCACGUACCCAAAUUGCCAAAUUAGCUAGCUAGCGCCGUGUAGCUAACUAGCUAGCUAGCCAACUAGCAGUGGUAGAUUUGAUACCUUCAAGGGGGAAAAUUGCUCAAGUAUUUUUGACUUGCUGCAUGUGGUGUACAUGUAAAGGUCGGGAAUGCAUUUAUCUAAGAAAUGUUCCGCGUUCAAAGUGGUGCUCGGCGCUCUGGUGCUCGUGGCACUCUUACAAAUGAUCUACCUCUCCUUCCUAUCGAAACUGCACGGUAAGCAGCAGCGCUACCGAUACUCAGAGCUCUUCGGGAGCUCUGGCAAGAAAAAUGCCAACCCGGAGAAAAACUCACGGAAAGAGCGUCUCAGGUACUCUCUGUCCACAGGGGGUAUCUUUGAUCCCAGCGGACAAUACCGCGUGUACAAGAACUUGAUAAAAAGCGAUUUCUCUACCAAUCAGAAACCAGGAGCGGAUGCCAGCUCUCACUUCUUGGCCUUAGCAACGCACACAUCCAUCAACAACUUGCACCACCUGAAUUCUUUAGUGGAAAGGUGGCAAAACCCUCUCUCUGUGGCCAUAUUCGCUCAUGGCCAAGAUGUCAAAUUUGCCACAGCCCUGGUCUAUGCCCUCACCAUCUUCUGCCCUCAGAUCCAGGCCUUGGUGGACUUUCACUUGGUGUGCCACUCUGGACAGAUGGCCAGUUUCCCAGAGCAGGACCGGGAGCAUUUCACCGGGCUUGAGGACUGUGCCGCUGUGUUUGCCAGGCUCGAGACGCACCGAGACAAAUACCAGAACUACGCCAUUGGUGGAAAUGGAAACGUCUCCUACCCGAAUAAUCUCCUUCGGAACGUUGCCCGUGGCGGCACGGAAGCCAACUAUAUCCUGGUCAUCGACAUCGAUAUGGCGCCCAGUGCUGACCUCCACCAGCAGUUUCUGGCACUGGUUAUGAGACGUGAACCCGCCACGGACGAGGUCUUCGUGCUGCCCGCCUUCGAGAUCCGCCACGUACGCAAGAUGCCUGCCACCAAGUCGGAGCUGGUGCAGCUGUAUCAGGUGGGCGAGGUGAGGCCCUUCUACGAGGAGCUAUGCCCGCGGUGCCAGGCCCCCACAAACUACUCUCAGUGGGUGAACAGACACAGUCAGGGUUUGGGCCCCCUGGAUGUGGCCUAUACAUUAUCCUGGGUGGACCCCUGGGAGCCCUUCUACAUCGGGCACCGCACCGUGCCCUUGUAUGACGAGAACUUCAGGCAGUACGGCUUCAACCGCAUCAGCCAGGCCUGUGAGCUCCAUGUGGCAGGCUACAGGUUCUCCGUGCUGAACUCUGCCUUCGUGGUGCACAAAGGGUUCAAAGUUCAGGGCGAGUUCCACAGCAGGAAAGACGAGGAGAACCGAAGGAACCGCCUGCUCUUCCGCAGCUUCAAGGAGGGCCUGAAGACCAAGUACCCCUCCUCCCCUCGACGCUGCUGAGGAGACCAGGUGAGAACACUGGUGCCUGAUUGACACUAUACGGUGAAUCAAUGGGUUGGCCUGGUUACGCAGCCACCGUAGUUGCUGGUAUCGUGCUAGGGAUGCUAUCCAAGCCAACAGUACGGUCUGGCCCUAUAGUGUGAUUCAGCAUUGGAUCACUUCUCCCCUAUGUAUGGCUCUAGGGGUUGAUUUGGAGAAGUUCACAAGACUUUUGUCCAUCAAGAAAUCAACAAAUGACUCCCUACACUACAACAUGAGCCAGUCUGGUCCAUCAAUUUCUGCAAAUUUUUCUUUCAUUCAACCCCUGGAGAGACACCUGACUACUAGGGUUUCUUCAUCAUUGUUACCUAUGUAUUUACAGAGGGUGGUCCUAUCAUUUCCAGUGGUUUCCAGUGCCCUCUGACCUUCAUCCAGCUCAAGGAGAACAAAACAUUGAAACUUUUUACUUAGAGUAUUUGUGGCACAGAAUAUUUUGUAAAUAUGACCAUGUUCUAUAUAAGUUGGGACACUACCAUAGAGAGAUGCAGUCUAUGUAGCAGGAAAGAGUGAGUGGUCUGGGUCUACCACUGUUAUGAUACCAGUGUGUUAACUGGAAAAAGUUAGUUAUUUAAUACCUGCAGGAUUUACAAACACUGAUGAAUGUUUAGAGAGACUGUAAAAGCAAUGGAUAAUAUACAUGUUAUUCACUACUACUGACAUAGAUACUCUAUUUAAUUGAAAUGCUCACUUAUUUAUAAAGGGUUAGAUUGUUAUGGUUUGUGAAUAUUUGAAGUGUGAAGUGCUUUGUGACUGAUGUUGUUUUCUUAAAGGUGAUCAGCUGUUCAGGUCACGUUCAGUGUGUAGGCCCUAGCGUCCGUCCCAAAUGGCACCCUAUUCCCUAUAGACUACUAAUAGAACAAUAGGGUGCCAAUCGGGACCUACCCAUAGUCUGCAUCCUGGAUAUUUGGCGUGUGAACAUGUGGUACAGUACUACUAUUUUCUGCACUGACUCGUUAGACCUGUGAAGAACUUACUGUAGCACAGAGAAGCUCUGUACUCCAACCACUAAUAAAUGUUGUUUUUAGUUA